Gekko japonicus is the source of this 1125-nucleotide messenger RNA. It is a transcript of the gene SLC33A2, whose product is annotated as major facilitator superfamily domain containing 3. The transcript is spliced from 5 exons. The coding region runs from base 1 to 1125 and encodes 374 amino acids. Lineage: Eukaryota; Metazoa; Chordata; Lepidosauria; Squamata; Gekkonidae. The record is from RefSeq and is a predicted model, not a curated record. Gene Ontology annotation, cellular component: membrane. Gene Ontology annotation, molecular function: transmembrane transporter activity. Gene Ontology annotation, biological process: transmembrane transport.
AUGGUGGGCCUCUCCUUGACGAAGAUCAGCCUGGCUAAGGUGCUCUACGUGCCCUGGAUCCUCAAGGUCCUGUGGGCGCCCCUGGUGGACCAGUACUGGACCAAGAAGACCUGGCUGGUGCUGAGCCUGGGGGGCUUGGCCCUGGCCUGCCUGGCCUGCUCCACCCUGACCCCCGAGGCCCAGUUCCUCCCCGUGGCCGCCGCCCUCCUCUGCAUGAACUUCUUCGCCUCCCUCCAGGACGUGGCCGUGGACGGGGUGGCCGUCUGGCUCCUGGGGGAAGAGGAGGUGGGCUACGGCAACACCGUCCAGGUGGUGGCCUACAAGCUGGGCUCGGUGGCGGCGGGAGGGGGCCUCCUCUCCUUCCUCCACCUCUUGGGCUGGGGGCCGCUCUUCUGGUCCCUGGCCGCCGUCUACCUGCUGGCCAUUCUGUACACCUGGCGCGCGGAUCUGCGGCUGCAGCGCCCUUCGCGGGAGGGCCAGGCCCGGAGCCGGACUUUCAACCCCUGGCGGAUCCUGCGGGGGCUGCUCCAGGUGCCGGGAACCCCCUGGACCGCUGGCUUCGUGCUCAUCUAUAAGAUAGGUGAACAAGGGGCCACCUCCAUGUUCCCCCUCUUCCUCUUGGACCGCAGCUUCUCUCCUCAGAAGCUCGGCUUCUGGAACGGGAUCGUGGCCACGCUCUUCUCCAUCGCCGGUUCCUCACUGGGCGGCCACCUGAUGGCAAGGCAGAGGCACCCGUUGGCACUGCUGAAGGGCUUGCUGUCGCUCCGCGUCUGCGGCCUGUUCUUCCAGACGCUGCUGACGGCCCUCUACAAAGACAAAGUGUCCGUGUUUGAAGCGGCUGCGGUGGUGAGCCUGUGCACCCAGCACUUCAUUGCCGGGGUGGUGACCACGCUGACGUUCAGCCUCAUGAUGCACUGCACCCAGAAGGCGGACGAGAGCAUACAGGCCACCCACUACAGCUUCCUGGCCACGCUGGAAGUCCUAGGCAAGCUGCUCUUCAGCACCCUGGUGGGGAGCCUCGUGGACUGGCUGGGCUUCACCUCGUCCUUCUGCGUCUUCCUCUCCCUCUCCUUCACUUCGCUCUUGUAUACGCUGCGCCUGCAAGCCUCCCCGGCGGGAAGUUGA